Drosophila novamexicana is the source of this 858-nucleotide messenger RNA. RefSeq lists its product as uncharacterized. Bases 78 to 743 code for a protein of 221 amino acids. Lineage: Eukaryota; Metazoa; Arthropoda; Insecta; Diptera; Drosophilidae. The transcript is spliced from 2 exons. The record is from RefSeq and is a predicted model, not a curated record.
GGGUGAGGAAAGUUAAAAUCUUUGUUUAGCGCCGAAAAAGUAUACAAGCUACAUUGCUGUCAGUUGAUUAUUUCGGAAUGUUUCGCCUUGAAAUUUUUUUUAAACGACAUUCGAAAUUGUUUCGUGUGAUACACGUCUUAAAAAUAAACCAAAACACACACAAACAUUCAUUUAGAAUGAUCCAAACCGAAGAUCGAGAACUCGAUCGGGCGCUGGAACUGUGCAAGCUCAUACAGAGCGAUCUGCGCACUUGUGUCAAUAUUGUGCAACGUUUGGAUCACAGAUACAAUGAACCGGAUCGCGAGAGAACUGUUACCAAACCAAUACGUUCGGAUAUAGUAGGGGAGAACUCAUCAUUGUCGGCAAUUAGUUUGGUCAGAUCAUCCAACACGUCGCUGUCCACGUUCAGCUUGGUCAGCGAUGGCACCAACAAGGUGGAGGGGCGCACCUCGCAUGAGCUUAACUACAUCUUUGUCGAUCUCACGAGCAAGGCAAUCAGGGUGCGUCGCGACCUGGAGACUGCUACGGCCCAUACGCAGCGCAUAACGGACUGCAGCAUGCGGCAGGAGCCAGUGCAGCAUCGCAUGCUGCGAGACGCGCGUGGUUCAAAGACAUUCAUAUGCAAGCACUAUAAUACCAAGACCCCGAAACGGGGUAGCUCCAAAAAGACGUGGCGGCUACGGGAUUAUAUCGAUGUGCCGAUGCUCGGAAAGCAAACAAUACAAAUGACCCUUUGUCGUUGAGAGUUAUUAUUUAGAUUUCAGUUUUUUUUUCUUCUUCUUCUUCUGUUCACCUCCCUUUAAAGACCAGUGAAUCGUAUUGUGCCACUUUUUAGCUUUUAUUAAAAAUUACUGUCAC